Molecule: messenger RNA, 3278 nt
Organism: Oreochromis aureus
Lineage: Eukaryota; Metazoa; Chordata; Actinopteri; Cichliformes; Cichlidae
Gene: gabpb2a
Product: GA binding protein transcription factor subunit beta 2a
Exons: 8
Coding region: 673-1944 (423 amino acids)
Biological process (GO): positive regulation of transcription by RNA polymerase II
Cellular component (GO): nucleus
Molecular function (GO): protein binding; transcription cis-regulatory region binding
Source: RefSeq, a predicted model, not a curated record
UUUCACCGUUAAUCAGUAGUUAAUUGAUUUAUUUGCUAUUAAUUAGCCGAGGGGAAAAUACUCUAAAUUUACAUUAGUUGUAAUAUGAAUUUUGCUGCAUUUUCGACAAAAACUGAGUUUUGGCAGAUGUCUUCAUGACAAUGUCUGGUUUUCUUCACUUCCAAAGCCAGUUGGCUGAAUGUUGUCAUUGAGGGCUAUAUCAAAUGAUUGAAAUGCACUUUAAGAUCUUUACUCAGAAUUUUCAGGAAACAUUUUAAUUCUCAAAUACUAAAUAACAUUAAUGUGAACAAUCCCUGGAAAUACUCCUAACGCUGACAGAGGAGUGCGGUGAUGACGGUUCAGUUAAAAAAAAAACAAAAAACAUUUAAAUCACUGGACCGCUGUAAAGGCUCUUAUUUUGAAGGUUACACCCGUACCAUCCGGCCGCGUCUCGCUAACUUUUCUCCGUAAACAGACUCGCUGGAGUCGGACGGGCCAAGCUCUCCUGGUGUUCGGCAUUCAUGUUCUGGUGCGGUUCUAGUCCUUAAGUGUACGCCUGACUGCACCCAUUCUUCCGUAGCACGGAUCGCAAAACGAGCACAAAGCUCCCGCAGACGCCCACGGUGGGGCGGCUAGCAUCGAGCCGCUAACGUUAGCAGCGAGGAGUAGCGCGGCCCCACAAACCUGGAGCCGAUGUCGCUGGUCGAUUUGGGGAAGCGGCUGCUGGAGGCAGCCCGGAAAGGUCAGGAUGACGAGGUUCGAAAUUUGAUGGCCAACGGGGCGCCGUUCACCACUGACUGGCUUGGGACGUCCCCGCUCCACCUGGCCGCUCAGCACGGCCAUUACUCCACUGCCGACGUCCUGCUGAGGGCCGGUGUCAGCAGAGACGCCCGCACCAAAGUCGACCGCACCCCGCUGCAUAUGGCUGCCGCCGAGGGACACACGGUCAUCGUGGAGCUGCUGGUCCGGAACGGCGCUGACAUCAACGCCAAAGACAUGCUGAAGAUGACGGCGCUGCACUGGGCAGCACAGCAUGGGCACCACAGCGUGGCUGAAACGCUCAUCAAGCACGGCGCCGACGUACACGCGCUCAGCAAAUUCGACAAGACGCCAUUCGACAUCGCCAUGGACAUCCAGAACACGGAGCUGAUGCUGCUGCUGCAGGAGGGCAUGCAGAAUCAGGUGAAUAUGAACCAGGUGAGCAUGAAUGUGGAGACAAGCAGCACCACCAACCAACCACAGUUCAUCAUCCAGGGCAUACCUGCCAUUCAGGGGGGCGUGGUCAACCUGGCCGAGCUGCUGAACAAGGCCAAUGCAGGCGACUCUGAGGAAGCAAUGGCUGCCAGCGCUCUUGACUCCAACAUCCAGCACGCCACCGUCGUAAACGAAGGUGGUCAGAGGGUCAUCACCAUAGUAACCGACCAGCACGGAAACCUGCAGACAACAGGAGGGAUGGCGCAGCCGUUCUUCGUCACCAUGCAGCAUGGACAGCAGAUGCUUGCCGUGCCUGCCAACACCGUGACAGAGGAGGUGGUGACGGAGGAGCCGCAGCCCCCGCCCUCCAGGAAGAGGAAGCUGGAGGUGACCAACAACCACAACAACGCGGGAGAGACGGAGCUGUUGCAGAGGCAGCUGCAGGAGGCCAACAGGAAGGCGCAGGAGUACCGACAGCAGCUGCUGAGGAAGGAGCAGGAGGCAGAGGAGUACCGCAUCAAGCUGGAGGCCAUGGCCCAGAGUCAGGCUGGCACUGCCACCGCAAACACGGUGGCUGGCGCCACCAAUUCUGCUGCCAGCCCCGAGGAGGUGGUGGGAGGAGAGGAGGAUGAGGAGGAGGGAGCUGGCGGCGUGGUGGAGGAGGAGGGCGAGAUGGUGGUGCUGCAGGAGGGGGGCAUCAUCAUGGAGGGAGAGGAGGGUCAAGUGACUCUGGUGGAGGCAGGGGGAGAGGCGACGGAGGUGAGCUCCUAACCGAGCGCAGCAGGCGGGAUUUGCACGCCGUACUCAUGCCCACAAAAAGACCUGAACCCGGCGUGAGACAUGCUUCAACAGGGGGCGGAGUUCAGCUCGGCGCCAUCCAGACUCCCCGGUUUAGAAACAUUUCACUUCUUUUUUUCAGCAGGGUCCAAAAUGGCUGCCGCGUGGAGGACAUUGACAACCUGAGGAGGAAGAAGGACCUCGUUUACCCUCAGCCAUUUGUUCCCCGAAUGCCGCUUUAACGUCUUUCCUCUGCCCGGCGCUGGCGGAGAGGAAGCUUCUUCGAAUGUUCCUUCUGUGGACCGAUUCCCGCCACUCACACCCGCUUUACCCCCUUCACCAUACAGCGGAGGGCGCUGUGAAAGGAGCCGGUUUUCCAGGAAUGCUCGGACUCUGCUGUGUUCUUCCGAUGUGACCUUGUGUUCAUGAGCUGCAGGAAGUGUUACUCUGUCUUCCUGCAACCUUUGACCUGAGCUGAACCAGCUCCAUCAUGGACUCUGUUCAUUAAUUAUGAUGUUGUUUCCAGGUGGUUUCUAAAGGGGCGGGCUAAGGUCAGGUGACUAUUGGGCAAGCUGAAGUCACAUGAUCAGCAGUGUGACACUGCCCUGCUCCAUCCUCCUCCUCUAUCUCACACUCAUCUACAUAGACGUCCUUAAAUUUGCUCUUUUAGUUCCUCCCACUUUGGUUUGUGACACUUACAUGUUUUGAUUUUUACACCAACAUCAGACACUGGUCACAUGACCUCGAGGUCACUACCGCUCAGCUGUCUCGUAAGCAAACAGCUGUUCUGUGUAAACGCUUCACAGUGAGUGUUUCCUGUUAGAAUCUUUCACUUCCUAAACGCUAAUUCAUUCCAGGAUGCUCUAAACAGGAAAUGGAAACCUUAAUUGGAUGUGACCAGCAUCACAGGAGACAACUUAUCUUUAAACUGUCAGAAACUUAACUGCCAGGUGAAAAGUGUCAAGUAUAGCUGAGCUCACCUGAUCCUGGACACUGUUCCUCCCUGCAUUGCUCCACCGCUCACUUUUUCAUUUCAGAGACGGGGAUGUCACACCUGAGGCUGCAAGAAUGCUCCUCUGCGAGGCUCAUGUCAGCCCACUCCUGCUCCCUUAUAGAAGCCCACCUGACAGCACACCUGUCCUCCAUCACCUGCAUAACUUCAGUCAUUUUUAUACACUCAGUGAUGCCGACCUUUUCAGUGUACAUAUAAAUUUGUAUUUUUGUAAACUGUACCUUAAUGCUUCAUGAUGAUGAUGGCGGCUGCCCGUGUACCUGUGAUCUCAGGUAAACGCUUCUUCCUUUCAAUAAAAGCUUGUUUCAUAAGCUAA